This is a messenger RNA of Parasteatoda tepidariorum (common house spider), 4025 nucleotides long. RefSeq names its product dual specificity tyrosine-phosphorylation-regulated kinase 2. NCBI's taxonomy places the organism in Eukaryota, Metazoa, Arthropoda, Arachnida, Araneae, Theridiidae. Gene Ontology annotation, cellular component: nucleus; cytoplasm; cytoskeleton. The record is from RefSeq and is a predicted model, not a curated record. Gene Ontology annotation, biological process: peptidyl-serine phosphorylation; peptidyl-threonine phosphorylation. Gene Ontology annotation, molecular function: protein serine/threonine kinase activity; ATP binding; protein serine/threonine/tyrosine kinase activity.
UAGAUCUGGGUAACAACGCAGCUUAGCAACAGUCAGUUGCCCCUAAGAGCAGCGACCUAGACGCUCGUGAGGAGAGAAGUGGAGUGAAAUGAAACAACGCUCUCUAAUGUUUGUGUCUGGAAUCGUUUGUUUGGAAAUUGAUUUUUUAAAAAACAUAGCCACCGAUGUCAUCAAAACUUGUGUGCUUGAUUCAUAAUUGGAAUACAAAGGAUUCAAAUAUAAAAAAAAUUAAAUAUAUUUUGGAUAUUUGAUGCUGAGUUUACUAUCGUAUGUGAAUUCAUGUUAGUAAUGCCAUUGUCGCGUACCAAAUCGUUGAUCACUAAUGGAUCUUCGAUAUCACCGACAAAUGACUCAUUCUUACCUCAAAUCUCCAGCAAGAACAGCGGGACCUUGAUAUCUGAAAAGAAUGAUUCGAUUUCUCGUUAUAAACAAGCCUCUCGGGUGUUUCAAAAUGGCGGAACGGAGAACUCAGCGCUCCCCGAAGUUCGGCCCAACUCCAACGGUAGCAACAACCAAACAAGCAACAAAAACUCCGGCAAACCCCCCUUAAAAAGUGUGGGUGCCUCUCCGCAACAGGUGAUGAAAUUAUACAUGCAUAAAUUAACGCCUUACGAACACCAUGAAAUAUUUUCAUAUCCUCAGGUAUAUUUUAUUGGGGCCAAUGCUAAAAAACGAUUAGGUGUAAUAGGAGCUCCUAAUAAUAGUGGAUACGACGAUGAUCAAGGUUCCUAUUUACAUACUAUGCAUGAUCACAUUGGGUACCGAUAUGAAAUGAUUAAAAUUAUAGGCAAGGGCAGCUUUGGUCAGGUAGUUAAAGCUUACGAUCACAAAACCCAUGAGAGUGUUGCAUUAAAAAUCGUACGCAACGAAAAACGUUUUCAUCGACAAGCGCAAGAAGAAAUACGGAUUUUAGAUCAUCUCCGCAAACAAGAUAAAGAUCACAAUCUGAACAUUGUUCACAUGCUGGAACAUUUCACAUUCCGUAAUCACAUGUGUAUCACGUUUGAAUUACUCAGUAUUAACUUGUACGAAUUAAUUAAGAAGAAUAAGUUUCAAGGUUUUAACAUCCAACUAGUUAGAAAAUUCGCUCACUCCCUUCUUCAAUGCUUGGAUGCCUUAUACCGUAAUAGAAUCAUCCAUUGUGAUCUGAAACCCGAAAAUGUUCUUUUGAAGAUGCCCGGCCGAAGCGGAAUCAAGGUGAUCGAUUUCGGUUCCAGCUGUUUUGAGAACCAACGUGUGUACUCCUACAUACAGUCUCGAUUUUACAGAGCACCUGAAGUCAUUCUUGGUGGCAAGUACGGGACUGCCAUCGAUAUGUGGAGUUUAGGCUGCAUAUUGGCUGAAUUGCUGACUGGCUAUCCUCUCCUUCCAGGAGAAGAUGAAGCAGACCAAUUAGCCUGCAUCGUAGAGUUAAUUGGAAUGCCACCUCAAAAAGUCCUAGACCAAUCUAAGCGGGCUAAGCAAUUUGUAAGCUCUAAAGGUCAUCCUAGGUACUGUACAUCAACAACCCUACCUGAUGGUUCUGUAGUUCUCAGCGGAGGACGUUCUAGACGCGGUAAAAUGCGGGGACCACCAGGAAGCCGUGAGUGGACGACUGCCCUAAAAAAUUGUGAUGAUGAAUUAUUUAUAGACUUCUUAAAAAGCUGUUUGGAGUGGGAUCCGGCUUUACGACUCACGCCGCCAGCUGCUUUGAGGCAUGCCUGGUUACGUAGACGUCUUCCUAAAGCACCUGAAAAUUCAUUAAUAGAAUCUGGAUCAAAAACCUUGAUGUUUCAAAAUGGAUCAACGAGAACCAGUAUUAUAGCUAAAAUGAAUACAAUCGGUGGUACUAAAGCGAGGACGGUUGUUACGACUAUUGGCGAUGAUAUGAGUGCGACUUUAAAUUCACAUAGUAAAUUACCACAAAUUGGAAAUUCGGUGACAUGAUUUAGUUUGUGUUUUAGGUGCAAAAUGGUUCAAGCAUUUUCUAAAAAGUUUAAUGUGAUUUUUCAAAACCGGAUUAAAUGUAUAAAUUCAACGUUGUGGUCAAAGCAUGUGGAUUAGCUUUGUUUUUAUGUGCAAAUUGAUAUGCGGUAUGUGAUUUACUUCGAAAAACUGCCAAUGUGGAAAGGUAUACAAAAUUUUUAACACAUUAACUUUUAGAUUGUAAUUAUUUGAAUCUUUUUAAAUUAUGAUCAUGAAAAUUCUUUUUAAUUAAAAUUAAGAAAUAUUUUGCUCAAUAGUUGUUAAUUUAUGUAUUUUUCAAUAAAUUAUUGUUAGCUGAUGUUAAUUUUGAUCUAUUAAAGUAAUUUGUAUGUUAUGUUUUUUUUUUCUCUUCUUAAUUUACAAAAUUUCUCAUGUUUUGAAAAAUUCACUCUUUGUUGUUGAAAUGGUUUGAUUUUGCUAAAUUUUAAAAUGCCGGCUGAAGUUUUCCUUCUCUUUGAUAUUUCAAAUAGUGUGUUGAAAUAUUUUUUUAAUAAACAUGAAAAUUUUAUUGUACAGACUUAAUUUAGAACCAGUUUUUAAAACUUUAUUUUAAUUUUAUCAAAUUUUAAUCCUUUCAAAUAUGAUAAUUUAUAUAAAUUGUUCCUUUUUAUCUUGUGCCCUCUCUCUCAUUAAUCACUUCUACGCAGUAGUGUAUUGCUUUUAAAUUAAUCUUAAUUAAUUGAAUAUAUAAUUUAAUAAAAUAUUUAAUCCAAGUCUUAACAUUUUCUUGUUGCUCAAAAAGAAUUUCUUUUCCAUUUUUUAUAUAAAAACUGUUGGCAAUGUCCAUUAUAAUUGUUUCGAAAAAACAAAUAAUCGCUUCAACAUUAAAUUCUAACAAAUUAGGCACAUUAUUUUUUUUUAAACCACACAAUAAUUUAAUUAUGUUUUGUGUACUAAUUAAAAUUGUAGUUAAUAUUAUUUUUCCUAUUUUAAAAGUCUUUUGUCUUGUAAAAUUAACUACUUACAUUUAAGUUUAUAUCUGAUAUAUAUACUAUUGUUUUGGACAAAAGUAGUUAAUAUAUCAAUUUGUGUUGUGGCGAACCUGAUCAGAGUUAAUUGAUUUGAUCACCAGGUUUAAGCUUAUCAUUUGCUGAAUUGAUUAUAAUUGAAAAUACAAGCUUUUGUUGUUAACUUCUAUUAAUUUUGACAGUUAGUGUAUAUUAUCGAAGUAAAUAUUGCUAUAUUAUCCGUCUAAUUUUUUUCUCAAAUUUCUUGGUGAUUCGAAAUUUCUUGAAACAAAGUCUAAAAAUUAAAAUAUGUUUUAUAAAGUGUAUAAAUUUAGUAAAAUAUUCAUUAUUUCUAAUAAAAUGAGAUAGUAAUCAGUCUUUCAAAUUAAACAGGGUUCACUUAUCCGAGACCACUAAAACACAAACACUAAAAUUAUCCUUGAUAGCUUAUAGUGAUGCAAAUAGAUAUACUACCUCAGAAUCGCCAAGAAAAAUGCCAAUAUUUAUCAAAUUAUGUCUACCGCUUACACACAUAAAUGUCUUUUUAAGAUUUAAAAAAAAAAAAAAAAAUCUGUCUUUUAUGCAUAAUCAACUACUUGUAUCUUUGUUAUGAUGAGUUUAUUAUUUGGUGUAAAAUUAUGAAAAUGUCUAAUAGAAAAUCAUACCUCAGAUUAAAUGCUUUAAUUGAUUUCAGGUGUUUUCUAAAAGGUAAUAAGUUUCUUUAAAUGGUUUUGUCUAGUUAGAUAUUAAAUCUUGAAAGCUUAAUUAUGUUAUAUUUUUUAUUUAUGAAAAAAUUAUGUACAUAGUUCUAGAAAAAGUUUCUUUGGAGGUAUUGGAGAAUGUAGCAUCUGAUACUGUUUCUUUUUCUCUCAUUGCUUAUUAAACUGUGUGCAUUUUAUUAACGGGUUAAUUACAAAAUUAAAUUUGAAUUCUCUUGGUCUGUAUGUUAAAUAUUUCUAUCUAAAUAUUUACAGCAACUGAACAGUAAGGCAUAAAGAAUUUUUAAAAAAAUGCAGAAUCGCCAUAUAUAAAUAAAAUUGCUAGUACAAGAACUUUUUUUCAGCUUAUCAGCCGUAGUUAGCACGUUCUGAUGUUGAUAUAGAAGUAGAGUUA